This is a messenger RNA of Peronospora belbahrii, 1446 nucleotides long. The record is from the annotation of a GenBank genome assembly. NCBI's taxonomy places the organism in Eukaryota, Oomycota, Peronosporomycetes, Peronosporales, Peronosporaceae.
AUGGACGCGUUUGACUUCCUGGAGACGCUCCCACCAGCUACGCUAGAACGUCUGUAUGCGGAUCCAUGGGCAUGUCAGGCUAUCUUUCAAGCGCUACCUCCUCUUUCACAGCAAUUUGUCAUGCGUUUACUUCCUACGAAUAUUACAGCACCUUGUGCACUAUUGGAACAAUGGGUUAUUCCUGAACCUGGCAAUGGAAAGCGUAUGCCACCUCAAUUUCACGUUGCAUUACACAAACUAGAAGGACUUCGGGUAUUUAUAAAGCAGAAUGAUGGAUAUAAACCGCAUCCGAUAUUCCAAAAGCAGCUGAUGUAUGCACUGAGUAAUCUGGGUGGAUCACCUUGGGAGCGUGGUCGACUUCAUCUUUCAAAGGAUUUGGAAAACACGUUUGCUGCGGCGGAUUUAGAGCGAUAUGCUCGAGCAAGAUGGGACUCGGUGCUUCACUAUAUGGUAGGAUCGACGGCUGUUCAGGAGCCGCCACAGUCGGUGGUGGAUAUUUUGCUUCGUACUAGACUGCUUCAAUCUAGUGGGGCCGACUCAAGAGCACUUCAUAUAACCGAUACGGGCUAUGAGUUUAUGCUGAAGGACAUUCACGUGCAGAUGUGGAUCUUUAUGUUAGAGUACAUCCGGACACUGGAUAACACGGGCACGCUGAAACAGGAAGAUAUUUUACAGUUUUUAUUCCAGAUCAGCUAUUGCCAAACGGGAGAAUACUAUGCAGUGGCUGAUCUUACGGAGACACAACGACUAUUAUUAGGUGAUUUUAUUGACUUUGGGCUGCUAUAUCGUAAAAGCUUGAACUCAGAUCGCUUUUAUACGACGAGUUUAGCUGUAAAUUUAAUUUUCGGUGGAUCUACAGGUCAAAAACGUAGCCAUGUAAGCCUCACGACCUCAUUUGCUGGUGUUCGUGCUGGAAUGAAGUCGCAGAUGGCAGAUCUACGCCGAGCUCCAGCAGUUGAUCAUGGUGCCCAGUUACUUGUGGUGGCGGAGACAAACUUUAAAAUUUAUGCGUACACUACGUCAACCCUUCACGUCGCCAUGCUCAGUGUCUUUGUCGAUAUCGUGGCCAGACUGCCAAAUUUGGCAAUUGGCUUUAUCACUCGCGAAAGUUUGCGCUCAGCUCUCAUCCACGGCAUCUCGGCGCAACAAAUUUACGAUUUUUUGAUGAAACAUGCGCAUCCAAAGAUGCGCCACAACACUCCUGUCAUUCCAGAGAACAUUGCGGAUCAGAUUUAUUUGUGGGAACGUGAGCGCAAUCGUGUGCAGUUUAUUGGAGGAAUUCUAUUUGACGGGUUUAAUACCAAAGAAGACUAUGAAAGUGUCCGGGACUAUGCGAAAGGCCUCAAGGUGCUUACAUGGUCGGAUCCAAUUCACUUUAGGAUGUCGAUUGCGAGUGCAGGCAUUGACGAUGUACGUCAUUAUAUCCAGAGUCAGCUUUCUUUGUAA